Messenger RNA from Micromonas pusilla CCMP1545, 474 nucleotides. RefSeq lists its product as uncharacterized. Lineage: Eukaryota; Viridiplantae; Chlorophyta; Mamiellophyceae; Mamiellales; Mamiellaceae. The transcript has a single exon. The record is from RefSeq and is a predicted model, not a curated record. The coding region runs from base 1 to 474 and encodes 157 amino acids.
AUGCCGUCAUCGCGCGAAGACUUCGACGAAGCCGUUCGCAGCGCGUUCGCGUUCCCGUCCGCGCCGAAGAAGAAGCGAUCGCCCGACGCGGACGCCCCCGAUGGCGACGCGCGGCCGUCGCCUCAAACGCUCGACGAUCGCGACGACGACGACGACGACGACGACGACGACGACGCGACGACGACGACGACGACGCCGCCCUCCGCGACGCCGAAGCCUCUCGUGGUGAAAACGGUGACGAGCAAGACGAAAGGACGCGGCCGGGUGAAGCCGAGGAAGGCGACGCUCGCGGAGCGCGGGCUCGAGCGUCUGGAAGACCUCCCGCGCGUGAACGGUGCGUCCAUCGCGUCGUCCAGCCAUCCAUCAUCGCAUCGCGCGCCUCUUCGCCUCCCGAGCACCGCGCGCCGGCCGCGCCUCGCCGCUUCGCCGUCGGUCGCGUCUCGUCGUUCGCGGAGCGCUCACCGAUCCAUCUAA